AUGUCAGUCCAAAAAAUAUCUUCAGAUGGAGUAGACUUUGAUACGACAGAAUAUUUAUACAAAGGAAAAUCUGUUAAAUUCGAUCAAGCUUUCAAAGUGGGAGUCAAGACCCUCAACGACUUAGUAUUCGGUACAUUAUAUAUUAUCAUUCUGAAGAAAUACAGAAACUUUUUAGGCAUCAGUACCAGUACUAAAGUUGCUGGUAUUGCUAUAAGGUUAAAACAUUUGAUAGAGAGCAAAACAGGGGAACAGACCUUUGAUAUUGUUCCAAUCAUUGAUUUGCUGUCUGCAGACUACUACGAUAAAAAUCCCCCAUUUUUAGGCAGGAUUACAAUAAAAUUUAAUAUUGAGUACUUAAAUACUCCGUUGGAGGAAGAGAAGAAUACUAGCUUGACAAAAAAAAUAAUCAAUAAAAUAUUUAGUGCAGAGAUUACAGAGUCGUUUGAGGCCAUUAACGACAUCUCGUCGUUUCUCUCAAAUGGAAGCACAGUGUGUAAUCUCAAAAGCGUAGCUGGCAUGUUUAUCAUCGAUGGACUUCUUAUUAGGAAGAUGGAAUGCUACGAAGAAAACCAUUUGGGCAUGAACGGAUGUUCAAAGAACAAUUGUCUGAAGAGCUAUACGACAAUAUCUGGGGACGAAUCAAAAUCAGCAAUCAAGUGUAUCAACUAUUGUCUUGCUGCAUACUUGGACUCUAAAGUCUGGCUUCUUCUCAUUAAGCCUGACUUGAAACGUCCAAAUAUUAAAGACAGAAAACUACGAGUGGCUCUUGAAAGACUCAAAAUACCCGAAGAAAAGUUUAUAAAAUACCACGAAGGAAGUCAUAAGCUUGUUGGAUUCAUUGUUUUUAUAGAUGACGAUACUCUUGUUGUCAGUUUUCGGGGUACAUUGUCUCAUAACGAUAUUAUAAAUGAUCUAGAUGCGUGCUAUACGCAGUUUUUUAAUGGAUAUGCCCAUUCUGGAAUACUGAAACUAGCAAACAUGUUUGUUGAUGUAGAGCUAGGCAAUAUCAAGCAAAUCAUCACUGAAAAUAAACUCAAGAAGGUGCUGUUUACUGGACACUCAUUGGGAGGAGCUGUGGCUACUGUAAUACACUUGAUUGUCACCAAAAACAACUUUAUUACAGCAUGCGAAAUUAAAACGGCUGCCUUUGCAUCACCCCCGACUGUUUCAGAAUCUUUUUUAGAUCAAAAAAUUGAAAACCUCAUAACAUACAAUUACGGUAAUGAUAUUAUACCGAGACUUUCAUUGGGGUCACUCCUGGAUUUCAAGUUUCUUUGUCUUUCGGUUGCCAAUAUAUUUACUGUUUUUUCAAAAUCUGAGAGAUCAAUAGAAAAAGUAGUUGAAGUUCACAGAUAUUUGAAAGAAUCAGACUUGUAUCCAAAGCUGUAUCAUCCCGGGACUGUAUAUCAUAUCAAGGCUGAAUACAAAGAUAAUAAAACCACCUAUGGGUUUAAAAAGGUCGAUCCGAAAUUUUUUGCAAAUCUAAUAAUAUACAAAGACUAUCCAGCAGACCACAUUCUAAAAAGGCAUAUUUCUGCAUUCAACUUCUGUGUUGAAAAUGAUGAAAACUCAUCUGCAGUGGCCAAAUAG
Vittaforma corneae ATCC 50505 is the source of this 1590-nucleotide messenger RNA. RefSeq lists its product as uncharacterized. Gene Ontology annotation, biological process: lipid metabolic process. The coding region runs from base 1 to 1590 and encodes 529 amino acids. NCBI's taxonomy places the organism in Eukaryota, Fungi, Microsporidia, Nosematidae. The record is from RefSeq and is a predicted model, not a curated record. The transcript has a single exon.